This is a messenger RNA of Erigeron canadensis, 1327 nucleotides long. Its product is annotated as OVARIAN TUMOR DOMAIN-containing deubiquitinating enzyme 5-like. The transcript is spliced from 3 exons. Bases 154 to 1107 code for a protein of 317 amino acids. The record is from RefSeq and is a predicted model, not a curated record. Gene Ontology annotation, biological process: protein deubiquitination. Gene Ontology annotation, molecular function: cysteine-type deubiquitinase activity. NCBI's taxonomy places the organism in Eukaryota, Viridiplantae, Streptophyta, Magnoliopsida, Asterales, Asteraceae.
AGUCUACUAAAACAAGGGUUCAAGAAGCUUUUAGUCUUUCAAAUUCCUUAUUUAACCUUCCAAAUCUCCCACGUGAAUUAGAUUCUUCCUCCCUCUCUCAUCUAUUUUCAAUCACUAGUAUCAUCGGAUCCUUUAACUUUUGAGUUUUGUAAAAUGGAAAGUACUCUAGGAUUGGAAGAAAAAGAGACUAAAGAAAUUCAAGUAGAAAAAGAAACCCGCGAGGAGAUGCUCUCAAGGCAUAGGAAAGAGAUCACCCAGCUACAGAACAAGGAAAUUGCACUAAAAAAAGCAGCUGCAAAAGGAAGUAAAGCUGAACAAAAAGCUAAGAAGAAACAAGUGGAAGAACAGAUCUCUCAACUCAUCACUGAGCUUAAAGGAAAACAGGUUGCCGAACUAGCUUCUGUAGGCUAUGCUAGCACCACUACCAGUGGAGAUAUCAAAGAAAACAAUAUUGAUAUUUUGGCAAAAGCCAUAGCUGGGGUCUCGGUUACUAACCAAACGGAGCAUGCAAAAACUUCUAAAAGUGCAAAAAGAAAAGAAAAACGAGCCCAAGAGGAAGCUGCCCGGGAGCAAAGGAUACAAGAAGAACAAAGCAAUAUUGUAAGUGAGCGUAUGGUUGAAGAUGAAAGAUUAGAGAAAAAGCUUGAACCCCGUGGUUUAAUCAUUAAUGAAAUCAAACCAGAUGGUCAUUGUCUAUAUCGGGCUGUUGAAGAUCAGUUAAAAGUCAAAGGCUCACCGUUCUAUACAUUUGAAGAACUUAGAAAAAUGGUGGCUGAUUAUAUGAGAAAAAAUUCUUCUGAUUUUCUUCCAUUUUUUCUCUCGGAAACUGUUACGGAUGGGGAUUAUGAUGAUUCUGUUGUAGAGAAAAGGUUUGAAAGUUACUGUAAUGAAGUGGAGUCAACAGCUGCUUGGGGUGGUCAACUUGAACUCGGUGCACUGACGCAUUGCUUGAAGAAACAUAUCAUGAUAUUUUCUGGGUCUUUUCCUGAUGUGGAAAUGGGAAAGGAGUACAAAUCUAGCGAUUCUGCAAGCUCAAGUAUUAUGUUGUCAUACCAUAAGCAUGCAUUUGGGCUCGGUGAGCAUUAUAACUCUGUCGUGCCCGUUUAAAAGCAUAGAGUUUCAGGUAGGAUAAAACCAUACUUGGAAUUUAACUUAUAGCUUUUUGUUUCAUAUUUUUGGUAUCUAAUGGCAAUAUAACCGUGUUGAAUCUUUGAAUCUAGGCUUUGUAGUAGUAUUGCCUUUUCAAUUUUUCAAGUUCCUAAUUUUGAGCUUAUAUCAUCCGAAUAAUACGAUUGCUGCCAUAUAUCUUUCGAUGGCUUGUGAAUUA